AAGUUGCCAGAAUCCAUUAAAUGUGCACGUGAUAGGUGUCCACUCUUUCAGACAUGUCAGACAGAGAAGUUACUUACGACAGUUAUCUUGCUCUGGAUCGGUUGCUCCAUUGUCAGGAACUCGAGAGCGAAAAGGCUGGAGGAAAAGUUCAUGACGAGCACCUUUUCAUUAUUGUUCACCAAGCAUUCGAGCUUUGGUUUAAACAAAUCCGUGAAGAUCUCCAUUCUAUUAUAGAGACAUUUCAAAAAUCUGAUUUUGAGGACAGGCGACAUUGUGCUGGAAUAACAUCAAAACUAGGACGAGUCAUUCUUAUUCAGAAGCUGAUCAUCGGUCAUUUUGAAAUAAUGGAAACGAUGCCUCCAGCGACCUUUCUUAAUUUUAAAAAAUACUUGCGAAGUGGAUCUGGAUUUCAAAGCUUGCAGUUUCGUCUAAUUGAAAAUACCAUCGGUCUUCAGAGGGGGACUAGGAAAUCACACAAAGAAGGCAAGGACUAUACAGAUGCAUUUGACGAGAAACAAAAGAAAGAGGCACUGAAAUCAGAGAAAGGACCCUGUCUGUUUACUGUCGUAGAGAGUUGGCUGGAAAACGUGUUUAAAAAGUAUGUCAAUGACAGGAAAAUCUAUAUUGACGAGUUACACAAAAUGGUUGUUACGUGGUGGCAGGAUGCCAAGGAUCAUUGCGACAGGGAGGCCUUUAUGGAGAUUUUGGAUGAGACUAAAUACAAAGACAGUGGCAGACGAUUCAGUUAUGAAGCAUUUCACGGAGCCUUGCUGAUUUCACUACACCAAGAGGAACCUGAGUUUCAAAAAGGAUAUGAAAUAAUCAAACUCGUGAUGGAUGUUGACGCUUUAGUCUCCAAAUGGCGUCAUACCCACGUGCUUAUGGUUCAUCGAAUGUUGGGGAAGAAGUCAGGAACAGGGGUUACUUCAGGAUACGACUACCUUAAAAAGACCAAUGAUGACGCUUACAGAGUAUUUAUUGAACUCUUCAACAUGGCUGCGUUUCUCAUUCCUUAUGAAUACAAACCAAGGGGAAAGACACUUUAUAAACAAAACUAAUACCAGAAUGAAUUAAAAUGCAGAAACCUCAACAAAGGACAGAUAUAUAUAUUUUUAAAAAGCAUUGACACUUUGUAUGGAUCACAUGUAAAAGCUACAUAGUGGAUCGAUAAAUAAUGAUAGUUUAUCUAAGGUGUACGAUUAUAUAUAUAUAUAUAUAUAUAUAUAUAUAUAUAAAUGUAACUCUCGAUGACUCGAAGUUCUCGAUCUCUCGAAGUGAACCUCCGGUCCCGCUUUUUAGUCCCCUGCCGUUGAAACCGGAGGGAAAUAAUUAUAGGUUUCCUCUGAGUCUGUCCGUCUGUCUGUCUGUCUGUCUGCCUGUCCCUUUGUCUGUCUGUCAGUCUGUUCCACUUGGUUUUCCACACUUUUUUUUCUAAACGCUUGCAGAUAUUGACCUGAUUUUUGGUAUGUGAGUGUAUCUUGAUGAGUUACAGAUCAACUUUGCAUUUCGUUCCACUUCAGUGAUUUUUGACGAAAUUACGACCUUUUCAAUUUUUCAGGGUUUUCCGAAUUUUUUCUAAACGCUUGCAGAUAUUGAGCUGAUUUUUGAUAUGUGACUUUACCUUGAUAAGAUAUAGAUCAAGUUUGCAUUCUGCUCCGCUUCAUUGAUAUUUGACGGAAUUAUGGCAUUUUCAAUUUUAAAUGGGAACCAGAUUACACUUGCCGGUAGGGGACUAGUAUUGCUAAUGCAAUACUCUCUAGAAUGCUUGUUUCCUCUAUAUAACUAAGCAAAUUUACUCCUGAUCUCUCGAACUCCUGAUCUCUCGAAGUUCUCUAUCUCGAGAACCAAGAUCUGGGUUCCGUUACACACAUUUCAUUGUUUUUUACUCUCUAUCUCUCGAAGUUUUGAUUGCACAUGUAUACAUGUCAAUCAAGCGUAAAAUUAAUGCAGCUUAGACUUACCUGGAUAACAGUGAACGCCUGGGGCUGGGAUGGACGUGUUAAUUGGGUGUUUGCAUAGAUAGCACUACACUUGUGAAUCGUCCGAGUGUUGAUAUAAUUAAUUGGUUAAUUGGUAAAUUAUUAACAAAUCGCUUCACUACUUAUUUUGACUGGACGAGACGAUAAUGUUGAGAAAAUAAUUUAGGGACGUGUCAGUAAUUUUCCAUAGAUUAUGAACUUUAAUAUUAUUAUAGUCUACACAAUCCCAGUUUGGCAAACAUUGCACAAGAAAUCCUAUCUCAAGAACUGAAUACCGAUUACGAGCAAUCUUGUGAAGGACCGAUCAAGCCCGGGGGAGAGCAAAUUAGACAAUUGCUAUCCAGGUUUCAUUUAAUCAUGAAAUGAGAACAAAUAAAUAUUGAAACUUAAAAUAAUCAUUUUACUUAUUCAAAAUACGAUCGUUGUUUUUGAAAUCAAGUAAAUUACCAGUAAAAUACGGAAGAAAACGUGUAACGACGUUAUCAAGAUAUACUUCCGGUAUGUAUAAUAGUAGAACAAUGAUGAUCGGAUCUGAAAUUUCCGGAUUUUAUUCACUUUCUAUCUCUCGAACCCCCCGAUCUUACGGUUCCUUGAACUUCGAGAGAUCGAGAGUCACCUGUAUAUAUAUAUAUAUAUAUAU
This is a messenger RNA of Saccostrea echinata, 2619 nucleotides long. RefSeq names its product tryptophan 2,3-dioxygenase-like. The record is from RefSeq and is a predicted model, not a curated record. The coding region runs from base 54 to 1058 and encodes 334 amino acids. The transcript has 14 exons. Lineage: Eukaryota; Metazoa; Mollusca; Bivalvia; Ostreida; Ostreidae. Gene Ontology annotation, molecular function: metal ion binding; heme binding; L-tryptophan 2,3-dioxygenase activity.